CCAACAUUGAACAAAGAUGGCGGCCAGAGAGGGAAAAGAGGUUGACUUUUCUCAAAUUAAAAAUAAGCAAAGACGGAGUUCUCUCUACCAGAAAGAAAAGCUCAAGAAAGCAAAAGAAAAAAGGGAUAGAAAACGUAAACGAAAACAGGAGGAAUCACAGGAAGAAGGAGAGGUAAGGCAAUGAAAAAAAAAAUUAACAUGUAAACAGAACUGCACGUGGAUCCAUAUGCUUUGAGAAGGUAAACAGGGUUUCUUCUUGACUUGCAUUAUUCUGAUCGCUUAAUUUAUUAAUAAUCAAAGUGAAAGUGUGAUAGCACUUGCUUAUUAUUGUGUUGGAAUCAAAGCAUGCAUGCAGUGACAUGGUGUGUUAUUGACUUCGAAACAGCUGUUAACUGAGAUGUAUGUGUUUCAAACACGAAGCUUAACCCUCUAAACCCAAAGAGUUACCAGUAUCUAAUUUCUCCUUACAUGAAUACAGCUGAAUCAUUCAUUAAGAUCGUGAGAAUAAAUGAUAUGAUCGCCAACUCAAGAAGCUUUGAUCGUUUUACAAAUUCUCCUUUUUAGUACAAAAGGAAAUGUAAAGAGAAGGAUAUUAAGAAUAUGUAUUCUGAUGUUAGGAUAUAAAGGGUUAAAAUGACUGCUGUGUUGUUGAAAUAGCAGUGUUUAGACUGAUUGAUUGAAUGGCACAAGUAAAUGGCAAGUGCUUUGAAUGACAUUGUCCUAAUAUAGAAUCAUCCUUACAACUCAUUGCCAUAGUUUAAAUGUGUUUUUUUUGCUGCUUGACCAAUAAAUCAAGUUUAAAACUGUUGAAUAUAAGUAUAUUAUAUGAUGGGCUGUAUCCUACAUGUAUUUUGAUAGGUUCUUACUUAUGAUAUAUUGGAGGACAGAUGCAUAGAUUAUGUCACCACAAAUAACAUGUUACUUUUAUGAUAUAAAACAAAUGUUUUCCAUGUUGUCAUGGGUUUGUUCAUUGAUAGAUGACAGAAGUUGUAAAAAAGUGGUAAGAACAUCAGUGGCACACCCCGAUGUACCUUGUGUGCCUCUUUUCUGUUCUUACCACAUCACUGACAUCACCUGUGACCUAUUAAUGAACAGACACACAGCUGUUAAGCUGAUUCUCAGAUGUUCUAAACUGGUUCCAAUUAGAUGUCAAACAAAGAACAUCAGAAAAGGGAAGUAGGAAGGUAAAGGAAGAUGGUUCAGAUCCUCUGAGAAUCAUUCCUGCCAUGGUCAAAUUAACAUACAGAUUCCAUGUUGCCAUUGAUCUGCUCACAAAUAUGACAGAUGACAUUAAAAUGUGAUGAGAGCAAAAAAGUGGCACACAAGAUGUAGCCACUGCAAGUGUUUUACCACAAUUUGUUGUCUUCUAUGAUUAGGGAGGGGGUAUGAUACAGUAGUGAGAGUGCUUGCCUCCCACUGCUGCAGCCUGCUAUGGCAGGGGUUUGAAUCCUGGACCUGGCAUCACAUUACAUGUGGAGAAGAAUAGCCACCUGGAAUGUCCACUAUUAAACUCACAUUAAUAUUAUUAUGAUUAUAUGUAUUAUUACUACAGUAAAACUAUACAGAUCCAUGGCAACAUGGAAUCUACAUGUUUUGGAUGAUAAAAAAACAAAAUGUUGUUAACAAUGAUGUCAUCUAUGUGUCUGUCUUCCAACAGACCUUAAAUAAGAACCACCCAAAAUGUGUGUAUAAUUCAGCUCAUCAUGUAAAGGGUAGUUUCAAACUCUAAAUGUGACAUGUUUCAUAACAGCCUAAACCAAAGCAAGUUCCAAGAACUAUUGACAACACUCGCGUUGCUGAUGAGACCAUUGUAGAGCCACAGGAUGAGGAGGUAAGAUACUUGCCAAAUUAAAUUUUAAUUGUAGGUAACAAAUUCCUUAGCCUGUACUUGAGUUUUAGACACACCAGUAUCUAGAAAUUUGUAGUAAUGAGCAGAAUAAUUUGCCAUUUGUGAAUUUGUAUGUGCUAUUAUUACAGUUAUGGCAAGGGCAAAUUAUUAAGAGAGUGUUUAUAAUUACACAGGUCUUAAAAGAUGAAGAAAUUGAUGAGUUUGCGGCAUACUUUAGAUGCGAGGUAGUACCCAAGGUUCUUAUCACAUCAAGUGACAGAUCAAAAGUGGUAUGUUUGAAUAUGAAUACAGAAUUUUAAAUGUUAUGUUAUUUUGCUGAUUCCUUGUAUUCCUUGGAGUAAUCAGAUGAUACAGUCUCCCAACAGUUUUAAUACCUUUUCAGGGUUGUUAAAACGGUUUUGAGUAAGGGGACUGUGAUACAAAGUAGGCAGCACUAAACAGUUUCAUUCCCAUCAAUGUCAUGCUUCUGUGUUAAAUAUUGAACCAUGAGCAUUCAGAAGAGUCAGCUGGCUUAUUUGAAAAUCCUGCUCUACCCCUGAGAAAAGUUUCACAAACAGUCAGCAAAGAAGUACAACAUUGUUAGCAAGGGAAAUAACCUUUGGGAUCUUACAAGUGAAAGGAUUAUUUUGAGAACUGAUAUGAUAUGGAUCUUUGACAUUCUAGGAACUAAAUAAUGGAAGAGUGGAAAACAAAACUGUUAAACAUUCCCUAAAGCCCUCAUUUUCAAAACGAACACAAGUUAAAUACCUGUUUUGUUAAAUUUAAUUGUAUUUUCUUCAUAACAAAAAAAAAUUCGUAACCAUGAGUGACCAAGACAGAAUUUCUCCUUACAAUAUCAAUGCAAUAUCAACCAGAUAAGUGAUGAGAAUAAAGAAAAGUAUCAAUUUGGGGAUAAUUAGUUGAUUCGAUACUAAAUUCUCAGAAUUAACAUUACAAGAAUUGUAUGGUUGACAGUAAGGAGAAUUACAAAUUUGAUCUGGGAGUUAAGGGGUUUAAUUUUCAUUGUAUGAAGACAGGGGCUUGCUUAAUGAUAACAUCAACACAUAGUGAAUGAGUUAGAACAUUGAAGUUCCACAAAUAUGUUUACCUUAGUCUCUCUUAGUCUUUUAUUCAGUGAAUUUGUUUUACUGUUGUCUCUAGAAAACAGUACAGUUUAUGAAGGAACUUCAACACAUCAUCCCAAAUUCCGAGGUCCGUGUUCGGAAGGGUAUAGAUUUGAAGAAAAUUAUUCCUCAAGCUAAAGAAAAAGGAUUUACAGCUCUUGUUGUUGUCAAUGAAGACAAAAAAAUGCCAAGUAUCCUUUUUCAUCAGUGUGGGAUAUGAUGUUUGAAUCUGUUGGCUGCAUUUGCAUAGAGGAGGAUGGCUAAGGCCUUAAGCCUGAAAUUAUCAUAUUACCUGUAAAAUUUAUUCAGAAAGGUUCAGAAAAGAAGAUUUGAAGUCUUCCCUUUUAAGCUUGUGAUGCAUGCAAUACUGUUUAACAUACAUGUGAUGCAUGAAUAUUUCUUAAAAUUUUGGUGUGAAAUGGGAGUAAGACUCCCUUUGCUGGUCCACAUGGAGGUUGGUGUCUCUAGACUCUGUAAGGGAUAGGGGAGGGGGGAGGGUCAGCUUCAUGGCCAGUAUGAUCAUCUUAAUUCUUAGGGGUUAAAGCUGCAGAUUGCUGUAUUGCUUUACCUCCCACAGAUGUUAUAGAAAGUAUUAAGCACUCAAAGUUAAAAUGAUAUCUUGUAAACCCUUUCUGGAAAAUGAUAAAUAUCAAAGUACUUCUGCUUCUGGAAAUAGGUGGUUUGAAGUGGAGAACACCUCAUGUAAAAACCUUUUCACUUUUAAUAUUUUUUUCAAGGAACAAAAAUUUGGGGUUGUCUUAGUUUGAAGAAUUUUAAAGGUCAUCUGUAAUAUCUUUGCUUAGGAGCUCUCUCCAACAUCUGUACAUGAGUGGUUUUGUCCGUGUUUUCCCCUAACAAAAUGUUUUUAGAUGGAAUAGUGAUAAGUCAUUUACCAGAUGGACCAACUGCACACUUUAAAUUGACCAGCGUGAAACUUGGCAGGACAAUCAAGGUGAGGCAUGUUACAAAAACUGAUAUUCUUCCCUCAGAUGGUUUAAUCCUUUACACCCUAACAUCGGUUUGCAUAUUCUCCAUACUGUUCUCUAUACAUUUCCUUUGAUACUUAUAAGGAGAGUUUGUCAUACUAUCAGGCGCUUUUUCGAGUUUGCUAUCAUUUCAUUUAUUCCCUUAAUGUUAAUGUUUGAUUCAGGGGUGAUACUGUUGGGGGGAACUAGAUGCUUAUCCAACCCUAGGGGUUAAAAGGUUAAAUGAGGAAGUCAUUCCAUGUUUCCAUUUUUGCAAAAAGCCUCGUAGAGUAUUGUUACUGCUCCUGCUACUGAGAAAAUGGUUUAACAAAAGGGAAAAGGAAAAUCAGUUAAGGUUUUUCUGAUGUUGUUUUCAGGACAUCUAGAAAAAAAAACAAUUAGAGAGGUAGAGAUCAAAUUAUAAACUAAUUUACAAAUAUUACAACUGCAUUUCUCUGAAGCAUAACAUUAUUUAAUUAUACAUGACUAAAUGUGGAAGACAUGGUGGUGUAAUAUUUAGUGUGUUGGAUUCUGGGUGGAGAGGUCUGGGUUCAAGACCCGGCUAAUCCUUGUGUUGUGUUCUUGGGCAGAUCACUCCACUCUCACCAUGCCUCUCUCCACCCAGAUGUACCCGGGACUGGGUACUGGUGAAUUGUCAGGGAAGCCUGAUGAAAUGCAAGGGGGAAACCCUGUGAUGGACCAGCAUCCUAUCCAAGGGGGAGUGGUGAUACUGCUAGUUGCUUUACGCUAAGGAAACUGGGAUAAGCCGGGCUGGCUGAGCCACCUGGUACAAGUACAGAAUUAACUGUAACCACUUUAUGCAGAGGUAGAGGAGCUGCAUAAGACUAGGUUUAAUUUUGACAUGAAAUGAAAUAAAGCUUGUUGUUGUGCUUCACAAAGGUUUAUGUAUUUUCUUUCAGAACCAUGGUCGUAAGACAAGCCACAGACCAGAGGUUAUACUCAAUAACUUCAGCACACGUCUUGGCCAUUCUGUGGCUCGUCUUCUAGCUGCCCUCUUCCCUUAUGAUCCCCAGUUUCAAGGCAGACAGUGUGUUACUUUUCAUAACCAGCGAGACUUCAUUUUCUUCAGACAUCACAGGUAAUCACUUCAAGUUUGAUGAACCAUCACAAAAAAAUUUAUCCUCCUUACCCUGCUUUACAAUGACCUGCAAGUUUUUACAUCUCCCUUUGGCCAUAUAUAAUUGUUUUUGAAUUUUGAAAUUGCAUGUUUCACCUGUAAUCCAUUUAGCAAAUAGAUUUUAUGUUGCCAUGUGUCUGUACAGUAAUCGAUCACACAUGAUGUUGAAAUGUGGAAAGAAAAAGUUUAUGUUAUCUUCUGAUGAAUGUUUUUGUUUGAAAUUUAAAAAAAGCCAAAAAUUGUUAAUGAUGACAUCAUCUUUGCAUCUGUCCUGCAAUAGAUCAUUAGUAAGAACUAAUUAAAUUGUGAAGGUGAUUCAGCUUAUUAUGUAGUUGAGUUUUCUCCAUCCUUAACCUUCCCUGAUCCUUAGAGGAGGCAGCAUGGCUGAGUAGUUAGGAUGCUGGACUUGUAAUCGGGUGGUCCCAGGUUCAAGUCCUCCCCCACCCUGCUCUUCUCAGGAUUUGUUCUCAGUCAACCCAAGUUCAAUUCCUCUGCUGUGCUGUGUAAAUAGCCAACUGGUCUGCCUCCCACCGGUUGAAAUUUUCAAGCACUCUAUGUUUAUUUCAGUUAUUGUAAAGCACUAUUGGAUGGUGAUAGAAAUAGCAUCAUAUAAAUAAAGUAUUUAUUGAUAUGUUAUUUAUUAUUUAAUAUGUAUUGUAUGGUGGUUACAUGGUUAGUGAACUUGACUGGACUGAGGGUCUGAGCACUAUCUGACUCACUGUGUUGUGUUCUUUUACUAGUCCCUUCCCUCACACAAUACCUCUGUCCACUUAACCCUUUAACUCCCAGACCAAAUUUGUAAUUCUCCUUACUGUCAACCAUACAAUUAUUAUAAUGUUAGUUCAGAGAAUUUAGUAUUGAAUCAACUUAUUAUCUCCAAAUUAACAUUUUUCUUUGUUCUCAUUACUUAUCUGGUUGAUAUUGUAUUAACACUGUAAGGAGAAAUUCUGUCUUGGUCAUUUAUGGGAGUUAAAGGGUUAAGGGUAAAAAUAGGUACUGGCACACUGUCACUAAAACUUGACAAAGCACUGGAAGGUAGCCUUGUGACAGAUUCCUAUCCUGCCUGGGGAAAGAGAGGGGUGUUGAAAUAUUUGUAGUUGCCUCAUGCUACUGAAACUGGUGUCUUUUCCAACAGAUUAUGCCUUUUGACUUUAUAAGGCAACUGAACCCUUUCACUCCUAAGAUCAAAAUUAUCAGGUUUAUCUACAGUGCCUUUCUCAUUGUUUUCUAUCUGAGAAUUUGUAUUUAGGUAUAUAAAACUAUAUCCCUUAACCCUUUACACACUAACUUCAGUAUAUAUUUUCCCCAUACUGUUCUCUAUACAUUUUCUAUGGUACUGACAAGGAGAAUUUGUUUAACAAUCAAGAGCUUCUUUAGUUGGUGAUCAUUUCCUCUAUUCUCAUGACCUCAAGGUUUGUUUUGACUGUGAUAUUGAUGGGAGAAAUUAGUUGCUAAUCACUCUUGAGGUUUAAAGGGUUAACUGAUAUUUUUCUUUUCUCUCUUCACCUCUCUGCUAAAAAAAAAAAUGUAUUGGUACAGUUAGGAGAAAUUCCCUAUUGAUCACUCUUUAGAGUGAAAGGGUUACCCCUUUAACUCCCAUGAGUGACCAAGACAACAUUUCUCCUUACAAUAUCAAUACAAUAUCAACCAGAUGAGUGAUGAGAAUAAAGAAAAAGAUCAAUUUGAGGAUAAUAAGUUGAUCCAAUACUUAAUUCUCUGAACUAACAUUAUAAGAAUUGUAUGGUUGACAGUAAGGAGAAUUACAAAUUUGGUCCAGAAGUUGAAGGGUUAACCUUAUUAUCUUUUUGAAGACAAUGAAUUUUUUUUUUUUUUCCAGAUAUAUUUUUAAGAACCAAAAGAAGGCAGGGCUGCAAGAAUUGGGCCCCAGAUUUACACUUAAGCUCCGCUCUUUACAACGAGGAACUUUUGAUUCCAAGUUUGGAGAAUAUGAAUGGAUUCAUAAGGUUUGUACAAUUGAAUUUCAGGAGGAACAUAAGCUUACUGUAACAACAACAAUAAUUUUUGGCACGUGGCUUUUGAAAAGUGAUUACUUUGAAUGGCUUCAAUAGAACUUUUUUUUUUUUUUUUAUGGAGGCAAUCUUAAGAUGAAAAUGAUUUGUUCUAAAAUGAUACAACAUUCAACCCAAAAAGAGAAUUUAUUUACUAGAAUAGUAUUUUUUUCCUAUCACUCAAGAGCUUCUCAAUUUUUGUUAUCUUUCUGUUUUGCAGAGAAAAGAGAUGGAUACAAGCCGCAAAAAGUUCUUCCUUUGAUCUUACAAGAUUGCCUGGAGUAAUUUAAUCAUCUUUUUUAAUUUAGAUACUUAAUCUCUCUUAGGGAUUUCACCUCUCUUUGAGGCAGAGGACUUUCUUUUCUUAACCCUUCACAUCCUAGAAUCAGUUUGCAUAUUCUCCAUACUGUUCUCUAUACAAUUCCUAAGGUGCUGGUAAGGAGAAUUUGUUCAACAAUUUUGGGAUUCUUUAGUUGGUGAUCAUUUCCUUUAUUCUUGUGACCUUAAUGUGUGAUUCAGGGGUGAUAUUGUAAGGAGAAAUUAAAUUCUAGUCUCUCUUAGGGUCAAAGGUUUGAAGGAACCUAUUAGAAAAGGGAGACUGUAUUUAAACUUUUAGUAAUCUGUGAGACGGCCAGAUAUAUUGCUCAAUCCCUCAAGAGUUAAUAAAAAUUAGCAAUUUGAAUUGACUUAAAUGUGAAAAAUCUGCUCAGAGAACCAUCAACAACUCGAUCAUCAUCAUCAUCUUUGUAUCAACUAUGAUUAUUUCCAUUGUGUCAAAUUCUCAUAGAGUGAAAAUCUAUGAAAAAAAAUGCUCUUAUCUGCUUCUGUAUCCUCUCCAAAGUAAGGCUCUUACUUCAUAGGUAGGGAUAUAAAAAAGUGAAAAUUGCUAUUUGCCAGAAAUACAAAAAAGUAUAUUUCUUCAAAGUGAAAUGUUAUGCCUUCAGUUACUUGUAAAAUAUUUUACAGA
Messenger RNA from Pocillopora meandrina, 8031 nucleotides. The record is from the annotation of a GenBank genome assembly. Lineage: Eukaryota; Metazoa; Cnidaria; Anthozoa; Scleractinia; Pocilloporidae.